Cladocopium goreaui is the source of this 705-nucleotide messenger RNA. Lineage: Eukaryota; Dinophyceae; Suessiales; Symbiodiniaceae. The record is from the annotation of a GenBank genome assembly.
AUGGCCGCGCGAAGACUCCCGUCGCCCACGCGAUCCAGCGGCGUUUCCUUGUCGCCGGGAGCACGGGGAUCUCCGGAUAUAUUCCAAUAUACCAUGCUCAUGAAGUCGGAGGGGAAGAUGUCGCAGUGGAUCAACGUUCUGAAGCUGUUCGAGCACAUGUUGAGCCGCCAGAUCCGGGCGGAUUCCAUGUGUUGCCACACGGUUCUUCGUUCCUUCCGUCCCUGGCAGUUGGCCCUCAGUUUUCACCGCAGCACGUCGCGACGGAUGAUCCACCCAGAUGUCUUCAGUUGCAACGCUACACUGGAGCUCCAGAAGUCCCAGUGGCAGCGCUCUUUGGAGGUCUUGCAGCAGAUGAAUCCUACGAGGUUGCUGCCUGAUAUCAUCAGCUACACUUGCGCCAGCAAUGCAGUUGGCAGCGCCAACACGUGGCCACAGGUGCUGAAUCUCCUUGUGGCCAUGGAGCUUGCCACGAUUCCCCUGGAUGUGGUCCACUAUACGGCCGCCUUCAACAGCACGAUGCCCUGGUGCCUUCUGCUGCAUUUGUUGGAAAAGAUGUUUGAUGCAGAAGUCAAACCUGACGUCAUCAACUACAACUCAGUGCUCCAUGCUUGCGAAGAAGCCUCACAAUGGCGGCUAUGUUUGCACUUCCUGCAGGACAUGUGCAACCUUGAAGUUGCACCUGAUGUCAUCACUUACACUGUUUAG